GUCACGUGACUACCGCGGAAGUCAACAAAUCAGGCAGCGAAAUGUAGCAACAAGCACUUUAGUCCGCUCAACUUCCCCGUUUUUGUCUUUUGUUCCUUUAUUGUUGGCUGCUUGCGGUUUGAAAACGCCUUCUUAAAUGAGACACGUACCGGGCACUGGACGCACUUUGAAUCGACAUUUAUCCAGUUAGUUCAGUUAAAAAUAACAACAAAGUAAAAAGAAAACCUGCAGAUCUUCAAAAUGUUUAACGACUCGCUUCCUUCGAGAAUUAACGUGGUGCUUGUGAUGGCCUAUGGCAGUCUGAUUUUUGUCUUGCUGUUCAUCUUUGUCAAAAGACAAAUUAUGCGACUUGCCGUGAAGUCUCGAAGAGGACCACAUGUACCCCUUGGCCACAACGCACCAAAGGAGCUGAGACAAGAAAUUGAAGCCAAGCUGACCCUGGUCCAGAAAAUCCACUUUGAGCCUCGUCUGCUGUCUCCAGAUGAUGACCGAUUAAUGCAGAGAGAACAGUCUGGUUCCUGUGACUAUUUGUAUAGAAUGAAAGCACUUGAUGCCAUCAGAGAUGCCGAUUUUCCUUUUCGUGAACUUGGAGGAAUGUCCACCGCUGUUACUGGAAAAAGAUUUCGGACCUGGCUUCUGCAGCUACGAAAUUCCCACUGCAUGUUCAGAGAAAACCAGAGCUCUGUCAUCGACACGGUGCUAGAUGGCUACAAUAAAGCUCGUCAUGGGGCAGAGGCUUUUGGUGAAGCAGAAUUCUUGAAGUACCAGGAAGCCCUAACAGAACUAGCCUCCAUAGUGAAGUCUCAGAGCAGCAGCACUUUAAGUCAGCACCAUCAGUCCGCAGCCAGAGACCUGACCGGCACCACGGAGCCCGCAAGCACCUCCUCUCCCUCUCCGACCCAACCCACCUACCUCACAACUACAAUGCAGCAGCGCAGCAAGAUGUCCAGACACUUACUGGAGCUGAAGAACUUCAAAGACAACUACAACACUCUAGACAGUACACUCUGAAAAUGAACCCGUCCAACGGAAGGUCAAGGACAAGGCAGCGCUGCCAGUGAUUACAGUGCCUGAAGUCUCAGAGUGAAAAGACAAAAACACUGCCUUCAUACUCUAACAUGUAUUGCCUUGUUUACACUGUAGUGCAUAUCAGAUUACUGUUACAGUGCUCUUUACCUAAGUGUAGCUUAUGCAUAUUAUUGCAUGUAUGUAUUAUUGCAUGUAUGCGUGCUAUAUAUGGGUAGAAUGACUCUAACCGACUAUAGCAAGUAGGUUUGAUUUGACCAAAACAAAUCCAGAGCUAUUAGGCUAUGCAACAGCAUAAGACAAUCAGUAUUUAUUGCACAAUGUAAACGCCUAUGCAGACUUGCUGAAAAUAACCAACCGUUUAAAAAUGUUAAUAGUUACGUUUUCAGAGAAAACCAGCAUUAAUUGUUGCUUAGUGAGAAAACAUCUGCUGUUUAUGUCACUUAUGUUUUACACGUACAUCUUUGCUGUCUUUUGUUGCAGUGAAUUUGACAACUUGUUUUGUUUAUUUGUUUUUUUUUAAACCUUGAUCAUUUUUUUACAGAAGCCAUUGUGCUACUUGUUUUCAGGAACUGUGAUUAAUAAGUGCAUUUUUAAAAAAAAUCAGUUAUCUCAGUGCAAUGUAAAUUAACAGUAUUUCAGUGUAUUGAUGUAUUUUUUAAGUGGGGUUUUGGGAUCUCUGUUCCUUGACUCUUAAUGGUAUACUGAUAUCAGAGCUGUGUUUCAUUUUCAUCUGCUUUUAUGGUUUCCCAGGGAGGCAUUUUAAUGCCUGAAUAAUUUAUUUUAUGUGGUGCCUACUAUACAAUUUACCAUCCAAAUAAAACUGUGACAUACAGUUGA
Molecule: messenger RNA, 1866 nt
Organism: Oreochromis niloticus (Nile tilapia)
Lineage: Eukaryota; Metazoa; Chordata; Actinopteri; Cichliformes; Cichlidae
Gene: ltap1
Product: lipid transport auxiliary protein 1
Exons: 7
Coding region: 241-1011 (256 amino acids)
Biological process (GO): phagocytosis
Source: RefSeq, a predicted model, not a curated record